Messenger RNA from Tetrahymena thermophila SB210, 1026 nucleotides. Its product is annotated as transmembrane protein, putative. NCBI's taxonomy places the organism in Eukaryota, Ciliophora, Oligohymenophorea, Hymenostomatida, Tetrahymenidae. The record is from RefSeq and is a predicted model, not a curated record. The transcript has a single exon.
AUGAAUAAAAAAGUUACUAUUACUUUUAUUUUUACCUAUUUAUCUGUUUUAAACGGUAUUUCUUGUAUUUCCAGUGUUAGCCUUCCUUUGAGCACUCACAUAUCUGACAAUUUAUUUAUUCAUCUGUACGAGCGAAAUGGAUGUCUGGUGAAUUUUGUACCAGAUUUAAACUAUUGCUCUAAUGCUGUAAAGUAGCCAAGUGAUGAGGCCAUUGAAUGUGGAGCAUAGGACCUUGGAAGAAGCCCUUUUUACUCAAAUGCUGAAGAAUUCGCAUCUACUUUCUCAUCAGGAAAUAUUAAAGCUGACUUGAAUUUCUCUGUACUAGAUAAUUAUGAUGCUAUUCCUGACAGCCAACUUUGCUUUAUAAAUUAACCAGGAUAAGUAAAAAAUGACAAUAUAAUCGAUUAGCUGUUUUCAUAAGGGUUGAUAGAUAGCAAGAAAUUCUAUAUAGAUAUCAAUAAUAUUAAAUAUAAAAGUACUGUAGGUAGUAUUGAUAUUGGCAAUCCUAACUACUAUUUGAUAAAAAAAGGAUAGGGUUUUACUACUUUAAAACCCUAUACAGGUAAUUAUGGAUAUUAUGCCUCAUCAAAUGGAAAUAUGAAUUAUGGAAAUUUGAGUUUAUAUGGCUAUGAUUCUGUAAGUUUUAGCAUAAACGAUCCAUAUAUUUAGAUACCAGAAUUUUCUCUUAAGCUAAUUUUACAAGACUUUAAACGCUAGGGAAUUGCAUUCGUAUACUAACCAGACAAAGAUUAUGCUCUUUAUGUGAAAUCAAUUCAAAAACUUAAAAAUAUAUAGAUUGAUGUAACUGCUGAAGAUGGAUCUUCCUUUUCAAUUAACUUGAAACCUUAAUAAUACUCAAGAAAGUUAGCUGAUGGAGCUUAUGAAUUGUUAUUGUACCCUACAUUUUACAAUAGUAACCUCAGUAUAGGUUAUGCAGCUCUCUAGGCUUACUAUAUUGGCUUUGAUUUUAUAGAACAUACAAUUUACAUAGCUGAAAAAUCAGAUAACGACACAAUUGCUUAAUGA